Messenger RNA from Aspergillus oryzae RIB40, 2382 nucleotides. RefSeq lists its product as uncharacterized. Gene Ontology annotation, cellular component: membrane. Gene Ontology annotation, molecular function: ABC-type transporter activity; ATP binding; ATP hydrolysis activity. Bases 1 to 2382 code for a protein of 793 amino acids. The transcript is spliced from 5 exons. The record is from RefSeq and is a predicted model, not a curated record. Lineage: Eukaryota; Fungi; Ascomycota; Eurotiomycetes; Eurotiales; Aspergillaceae. Gene Ontology annotation, biological process: transmembrane transport.
AUGUCUUCGUUCUGGCUUCACCCCAGAGCGGCGACGGCAUGCCCUAUUGCUGUCGAAGAUACCUUUGGGCCUGUUGUCAACCAUGAGUGCAAAGAUGGCUUUGAUUUCACGUUGUACUUCGAAGAGACAGUCCUCACAUUGCCGGUGACGCUCUUCUUUCUCUUCUGGGCGUUGCCACGUAUCUACCACCUGCGACAACAGACGAUAAAGGUGCAGGGAGGAUAUCGAUAUUUCGUAAAACUAGGUGGAUAUGCUCUGUUGGCUGUCCUUCAGCUCACCCUCGUGGGCCUCUGGGCGGCGCCGUCAGGAAAGACCACUCGAGCUACCAUCGCAACGGCGGUGGUCUCCUGGCUGGCGUCCAUCGUAUUCGGUGUUCUUUCUCACUAUGAGCAUAUCUGUACUAUUCGGCCCGCUACCAUCAAUUGUGGCUAUCUGUUUCUGUCUUCGAUCUUGUCCCUGGCCGAGACCCGCACGUUAUACUUCCUGGAGAAGAAUCGCGAGAUUGCGGUAGUCUAUACGGUGACUCAGUGCAUAAAGGUGGUGUUGUUAAUUACCGAAACCAUGUCAAAGAGAUCCCUUUUAAGACGAAACUACAGAGAUUCACCUCCGGAAUCGACCGUGGGGAUUCUGGGAGAAUGUCUCUACUGUUGGCUCAACCCGCUCCUAAUGCUCGGCAACCGCGUGGAUUUGACUGUUGAGCUGCUUCCUCCAAUCGAGGACUCACUUCGUUCUACGGGGCAGGGUGAAAGCGGAUUGCACGCGCUCUGGAGAAAGGACCCGAAUCGGAAUUCCCCUCACAGUUUGCUUUGGGCAUGCUGCCGAUACUACUUGGUUCCAAUCUUGUUGGGAGUCGUCCCCCGAGCGUUACAGGUGGCCUUCACAUUCGCACAGCCCUUCCUGGUCGAAGCAACCACAACCUGGGUAGCAUCAAACGAGCUUACCCAUCCUAAGGCACAAGGAUACGCACUGAUUGGAGCCUUUGGUAUAAUCUACACUGGUAUCGCGGUUUCCACAGCUUUCGCCCAUCACCAGGCAUAUCGAGUGGUCUCUAUGAUACGAGCCAGUCUGGUCGAUAUGCUCUACAGUCACGUCAUGGUCAUGCGUGACAUCGACGUCGAAACCAGCGCCCCCGUCACUCUUAUGAGUGCAGAUAUGGAGCGUAUUUCAGGCGGUCUACACUACAUCCAUGAUGCCUGGGCUUGUAUUGUCGAGAUUCCUAUUGCGCUGUAUUUGCUAUGGCGCCAGCUGGGGGUCGCCAGUAUCGCUCCGAUCAUCGUGGUGUUUAUCUGUAUGGCCAUGUCAUUGCUCAUCUCCGGACUGGCCGGCCCUCGCCAGCAGGUCUGGCUCGAAGCCAUUGAGAAACGAGUCGAUAUCACUGCAAAGGUUUUGGGGUCUGUAAAAGGAGUCCGCACGGCUGGAUUGACCGACAAGCUGUUCAACCUCGUCCAGACGAUGCGCAUCGAAGAGGUCGUCAAGUCGGAAAAGUUCCGUCGACUGCUGAUCCUGGUGGUCGGCGUGGCAUACAGCAACGUCACACUCUCCCCGCUGGCCUCGUUCACCAUCUACGCCCUCAUAGCACGACAUAAAGGCGACGAAACCCUGACGGCCGCCAAGGCGUUCACCUCGCUCACCUUAUUCACUCUUCUUGCCACACCUAUCUCUAACCUGGUUGAAGCUGCAACGGGUGUCGCCACCGCAAUCGGCUCUAUUAAACGAGUGAACGAGUUUUUACAGUCGGACCCACGAAGGGACGACGCACAUGAGCCCCGAGGGACGCGGAGCAACAUUAGCAUCCCCGCCAGCGUCUUGUCUAGCGCACUGACGGAGAUGGGAGUCGUCUAUGACGGAAAGGGUAUGUCGGUUGUGGAGGGGGUCCCCAGUAUCUCCAGUCGCGAGAAGUUGCCCUUGUACUACGAAGUCACCGGUCCAGUCUUUGUGGCAGAGGGUCGCAGCGCUGGCUGGGAAGAAAGUAAACCGGCCGUGGUACAAGAUCUCACUUUUGAGAUUCAUCGAGGCACAGUCACGUUUGUCGUUGGACCGGUGGGAUCUGGGAAGUCCACAUUUGUGCGCACGUUGCUGCGAGAGACGCCCAUCUUCUCGGGAGGGUUAAAAGCUGAUCCCGACUCGAUCGCGUACUGCUCGCAGACACCAUGGUUAACGAACAAUACCAUCCAGGAAAAUAUCUUGGGCGAGUCACUUUUCGACCUGCGCUGGUAUAAUACAGUGAUCGAUGCAUGUGCCCUAUAUGACGAUAUUCGUAAGCAGCCGGAUGGAGAUAGGACGAUGUUAGGGACUCAAGGUGCUAUUCUGAGUGGAGGGCAGAAACAACGAGUGGUAUGUUUCUUUUUGCUCACUUUGACCUCGUCCUCCUUUCAUGGAUAG